This is a messenger RNA of Nanorana parkeri, 2043 nucleotides long. RefSeq names its product chimerin 1 (gene CHN1). Bases 395 to 1774 code for a protein of 459 amino acids. NCBI's taxonomy places the organism in Eukaryota, Metazoa, Chordata, Amphibia, Anura, Dicroglossidae. Gene Ontology annotation, molecular function: GTPase activator activity. The record is from RefSeq and is a predicted model, not a curated record. Gene Ontology annotation, biological process: signal transduction; positive regulation of GTPase activity; regulation of small GTPase mediated signal transduction. The transcript has 14 exons.
UAGCCCUUUCACACACCGCCCUGGAAGGCAGCAGAGGAGGAAGCAGCCUUGCUCUCAGGGGGGGAGAGGACAUGAUAGCAGGCCGCUCCAGGCACAGGGCGAGAGGUAGCGCGGAUUUCCUGUUGCCAGGACAACACACAGGCAGCCGCCAGCCUGACCGCCGCCGCCUCCUCUGUCUGAGGAGCCGCAGCUGCUGGUCAUGUGGGGGAAGCAAGAUGGCGGCCGGGAUCCUGAAGGAUGCGGCGUGACUGCGACCUGUGCUCGUCAUCCAUUCAGCGAGCGAGUCUCCAGCGGCAGUGCCUUGUUCCCUGUGUGCGCGCUCUCCAUCCCAACCUGGACUGAGCCCAUGAGGUGAUCGUCCCCCAGCCCCGGGCUUUCUGUGCAGCUGCCGGCCAUGGCUCUCACCUUGUUCGAUAAUGAUGAGUACAGGCCGCCAGUAUGGAAAUCUUACUUAUAUCAGCUGCAGCAAGAGGCUCCGCAUCCACGAAGAAUUACCUGCACACAGGAGGUCGAAAACAGGCCAAAGUACUAUGGAAGAGAGUUUUUUGGUAUGAUAUCCAGAGAAGAAACAGACCAGUUGUUAAGUGUUGCAGAGGGAAGCUAUCUUAUUCGGGAAAGUCAACGUCAGCCUGGCACCUACACCUUAGCAUUAAGAUUUGGAAGUCAGACCAGAAACUUCAGACUUUACUAUGAUGGAAAACAUUUCGUUGGAGAAAAGAGGUUCGAGUCCAUCCAUGACCUGGUGACUGAUGGCUUGAUCACCCUGUAUAUCGAGACCAAGGCAGCCGAGUACAUUGCCAAGAUGACCAUAAACCCGAUUUAUGAACAUAUAGGCUAUACCACCCUCAACAGAGAGCCAGCGCACAAGAAACAAAUACCAGCUGUGAAAGAGACGCAUGACGAGAGGGACUCAUCGGGGGAAGACAUCACUGCAGAGAAAAGGUUAACGUCACUUGUGAGAAGAGCAACGUUAAAGGAAAAUGAACAGGUUCCCAAGUACGAGAAAAUCCAUAAUUUCAAGGUGCACACCUUCAGAGGCCCCCACUGGUGUGAAUACUGUGCCAACUUCAUGUGGGGCCUGAUUGCUCAGGGAGUAAAAUGUGCAGAUUGUGGUUUAAACGUUCACAAACAGUGUUCUAAGAUGGUUCCUAACGACUGCAAGCCGGACUUGAAACACGUGAAGAAAGUUUACAGCUGUGACCUCACCACAUUAGUUAAAGCACACAACACGAAGAGGCCAAUGGUAGUGGACAUGUGUAUAAGAGAGAUAGAGUCUAGAGGCUUGAAUUCAGAAGGACUGUAUAGAAUAUCAGGUUUCACCGAUCUCAUUGAAGAUGCCAAAAUGGCGUUCGACCGAGAUGGUGAGAAAGCUGAUAUAUCUGUAAAUGCAUAUGAAGACAUUAACAUUAUAACUGGUGCACUAAAACUGUACUUCAGGGAGCUGCCAAUCCCACUGAUCACAUAUGACGCAUAUCCCAAGUUCCUUGAUUCUGCAAAAGCCGUGGACCCUGACGCACAGUUAGAAGCUCUUCACGAAGCUUUGAAGCUGCUACCUCCUGCACACUGUGAAACACUGCGAUAUCUCAUGGCCCAUCUGAAAAGGGUAACUCUUCAUGAGAAGGACAAUUUCAUGAACGCAGAAAACCUUGGCAUAGUGUUUGGACCAACUCUCAUGCGGGCACCAGAGCUAGAUGCCAUGGCAGCACUAAAUGACAUCCGUUAUCAGAGACUGGUGGUGGAAAUGUUAAUUAAAAAUGAGGACAUUUUAUUUUGAACAAAAAAAAAAAGGAACUGUAUUCCGGAAAAUGAAGGAUUGUUUUGCUGCAAAGAUGGGCAAAAACCUUUCUGGCAAAGUCACUUAUUUGAAUUGUGCCUACAUGUAGAAGAGGCAGCCAUUUUGUGAGUGAUUCAAUGUUUAUGAGACAGAGAAAGAAAUAAUGGUAACUAGAAGCAUGUGAAGGAGGAAAGUCUGCUUUACCUAUAGCAGCCAAUCAACUGUUUUUCCUUCCUAAUCUAUGUACACCGCUUCUGCUUCAGGUCCCC